Suricata suricatta (meerkat) is the source of this 1907-nucleotide messenger RNA. It is a transcript of the gene SRPX2, whose product is annotated as sushi repeat containing protein X-linked 2. NCBI's taxonomy places the organism in Eukaryota, Metazoa, Chordata, Mammalia, Carnivora, Herpestidae. The record is from RefSeq and is a predicted model, not a curated record. The transcript is spliced from 10 exons. The coding region runs from base 1 to 1398 and encodes 465 amino acids.
AUGACUGGUCAAAUAACCCAAAGAGGAACUCUAUCUCUCCUGUUAUUCUUCACAUCAGCAGUGACACCAACAUGGUAUGCAGGUUCAGGCUACUACCCAGAUGAAAGCUACAAUGAAGUAUAUGCUGAAGAGGUCCCACAGGCUUCUGCCCUAGACUACCAAGUCCCCCGAUGGUGCUAUACAUUAAAUAUCCAGGAUGGAGAAGCCACAUGCUACUCACCGAGGGGAGGAAAUUAUCACAGCAGCCUGGGUACUCGUUGUGAGCUCUCCUGCAACUGGGGCUUUCGACUGAUUGGACGCAGGUCGGUGCAAUGUCUGCCAAGCCGCCGUUGGUCUGGAACUGCCUACUGCAGACAGAUAAGAUGCCAUGCACUGCCACUCAUCACUAGUGGCAUUUACGCCUGCACAAAUGGGGUGCUUCUUGACUCCCGCUGUGACUACAGCUGUUCCAGUGGCUACCACCUGGAAGGUGACCGCAGCCGAAUCUGCAUGGAAGAUGGACGAUGGAGUGGAGGCGAGCCUGUAUGUGUAGACAUAGAUCCCCCCAAGAUCCGUUGUCCCCACUCACGUGAGAAAAUGGCAGAGCCAGAGAAACUGACUGCCCGAGUAUAUUGGGACCCACCCUUGGUGAAGGAUUCUGCUGAUGGUAGUAUCACCAGGGUGACACUUAGGGGCCCUGAGCCUGGCUCUGACUUUCCUGAAGGAGAGCAUGUGAUUCGUUACACUGCUUAUGAUCAAGCCUAUAACCGGGCCAGCUGCAAGUUCAUUGUGAAAGUACAAGUGAGACGCUGCCCAACUCUCAAACCACCACAGCAUGGCUACCUCAGCUGCACCUCAGCAGGGGACAACUAUGGUGCCACCUGUGAAUACCACUGUGAUGGAGGUUAUGAACGUCAAGGAACCCCCUCCCAGGUCUGCCAGUCCAGCCGCCAAUGGUCAGGAUCACCCCCCAUCUGUGCUCCUAUGAAGAUUAAUGUCAAUGUCAACUCAGCUGCUGGCCUUCUGGAUCAGUUCUUUGAGAAACAGCGGCUCCUCAUCAUCUCAGCUCCUGACCCCUCCAACAGAUAUUAUAAAAUGCAGAUCUCUAUGCUCCAGCAAUCCACCUGUGGACUGGACCUGCGCCAUGUGACCAUCAUUGAACUGGUGGGACAGACACCUCAGGAAGUGGGGCGUAUCCGAGAGCAACAGCUGUCAGCCAACAUAAUCGAGGAGCUCAGGCAAUUUCAGCGCCUCACUCCCUCCUACUUCAACAUGGUUUUGAUUGACAAGCAGGGAAUUGAUCGGGAACGCUACAUGGAACCUGUCACCCCCGAGGAAAUCUUCACAUUCAUUGAUGACUACCUACUGAACAACCAGGAGCUGACCCAGCGACGGGAGCAAAGGGACAUAUGCGAGUGAACUUGAGCCAGGACAUAAUUGAGGUCAAGGGGAAAAAAUCUCCCCUAGUCAGGUGAAACUUGGGGCCUAACAAAAGGAGGAAAUCGUUUCCCACAGUUCUAGCAACAGGACUCUGAGGUGGGUGAGAUUCAUCAAUCUUGGGACAUUCCCAAAACCCCUUUUAAGGGCUGUGUAAUAGUUUCCCCAAGCAAGUUUCUGCUUUCAGUAGCACUCGAGGAGCAUAAGAAGGUAGGCAGGGACUCAUUACAAGUCCUGGAUAAUGGGCUUGGGGUGAAAGUCUUCUUUCCCUAACCUGGGCUUCUGUGCAGCUCUUCAAAGCCUUCCAGAGAAGUAAAUUCUGAAUUUAUCCACCAACCGGCUGUUUUAAAUGGUUCCUCUGCCCUGAGAUGACAGCAGAGGGCAGCAUCAUCAAAACAACCAGGAAACCUAAGCAAAUGUAGCUGGAUUUUCCCUACAGGCUAACCCUGUCGUAGGAGGUGGUGGGAGCUUCAAUACAUUCUGGAACUUGU